UCAUUACCUUGUCACGGAACUGGCCCUGAAGAUAAAGCCCGGUGGCUGGAGGCCGGUUGCGUAGUGAGUCUGCGGCCAGAUUCAGAGAUGCAGAUGGCGAAGCUCCUUCACACUCAGUUUUUCCUGUUACUUCUCGUUGUGGCCACCAACAGCAGCCGUGUCUCGAGGUCAGAUGGGCACGCGGCGAGCUGCACAAAUCCGAGUGGCCAGGCCGGCACGUGUCUCAACAUAAAACAAUGCCCCAGUCUUCUCAAUUUGCUGCGACAACAGAGGGAAAUCCCCGGCGUGGCCGACUUCUUGCGAGCGUCGGCGUGCGGCUAUGAGGGGCGCGACCCCAAAGUGUGCUGUCCGGGCGUCGCGACGGGCACUACCGGACCGCCACCCGAGAACAACACGAGUGCACCAGUCACAGAAUACGUGAGGCUACCAGACCUGUCAGAAUGCGGUAUUGUGGGACCGGCAGUGGAGGACCGACGCGUCGUUGGAGGAUAUCCGGCGGAACUGGGCGCAUGGCCCUGGAUUGUGGCGCUGGGUUACAAGUCAUCACCCUCUGCAGAUGUUAAGUUCCUGUGUGGCAGUGCCCUUAUCACCCAUAAGCAUGUCAUCACAGCAGGACAUUGUGUGCACGGCCGCAGGGACUUGUACAUGGCAAGGCUUGGUGAACUGGACCUGAAAGACGACAACGAUGGGGCCACACCAACUGACAUCUUGAUAGUGGACAGGAAGGUACAUGAGGAAUACAACCCAACAACCUUCGUUAAUGAUAUUGCCAUUCUGAGGUUGCAGGAUGCUGUCACCUUCACAGCCCUCAUUCGGCCCAUCUGCCUGCCACUUGCUCCAGAGAUUCGCACCCGGGACUUUGUGAGGAACUUCCCCUACAUUGCAGGGUGGGGCUCCGUCCAGUUCAAUGGCCCAUCCUCCUCUCAUUUGCAACAGCUGCAGAUCCCUGUAGUCAGUCAGGCACAGUGCAGGGACGCCUUCAAGAAAUUCAGCACAGCCCACAUUGACGAUCAUGUUAUGUGUGCAGGGUAUGCUCAAGGGGGGAAGGACGCUUGCCAGGGUGACUCCGGUGGGCCACUUAUGUGGCCCAAGAGCCAGCGGUUCUACCUGAUUGGCAUUGUGUCAUUUGGAUUUCGGUGCGCGGAACCUGGAUAUCCAGGCGUCUAUACAAGGGUCACUGCCUUCCUGGACUGGAUCACCUCCAAUCUCAUAUAAUUCUGCAUGGCUACAGUACCUAGAGUUCAGGGAAUUGCACUGCAUUGAACUGAGGCCCGAGUGUCCCCUGCAACAGAUUCUCCAGUCACAGUUACACAACGUCUGCUCUUCAGAUCCGGAAGCAGAAUUACGUCCCUUGGGAUAACUAUUCACAUCACAUUUGUGUGUGUGAUACCUGAAUGUUUUUCUGAGUCCCUUGGGGCGGGGUGAGACUGAGUCUACUCGGUAUGUCAGCCACUAUUUGGCCUAUUGCACCAGCCCCAGAUGAUAGAUAAUGUGUGGAGCAGGUGGUGGAAAAAGAAUUGGCAGGGGAAACAGCAGUACUUAGAGAAAAUCAGUCCCAGUGCCACUUUGUCCACCACAAAUUCCAUAUGAUCUGACCUGGUCCACUGUGGUGAGAAGCUGGUGACUAACCACUUGAGCUAUGGCACAGCUGGACCUGAAUCUCCGAUCUGCAAAUUAUGUGCAAUGCCAUCUGAAAGGCUACAAUACCUGAUGGCAGAGACUAAUUUUCGACAGGUUGCUAAGAGCAUUUUGUCAGUGGCGACUUCAAUUACGCUGUUUUCUCUGGACACAUGGUGUGUCCACAUACCGUUUUGUGCAAGAACUUACUGUGGUGUGUGAACAUAUAUAUAUACGUGGAUUAUAUCAAUAACAAAAUUAAAAUAAGUUCAGAGUAUCUUAGGACCCUGUGAGUGGACACAUUCUGUUGGUUUCUAUUUGGAGUUUACACUGUCAGGUUUAUAAUCAGCUCAAACAUAACAGUUCUAUAACAAAUGAAACCUACUCUCAGUAGUAUCAUAAUGCAUACGCUGAAACAACUCAGCCACACAUUACGUUGACAGUAGAGUUUUGUGUUGGCCACCUGUUCGUAUUAGUUAUUAUUGUACCUGUCGCUCAUUUUCAAGGACUUCUGCAGAAUGCAAUUUAGGUGCACAGCUUCAACCCCCCACUGCUACUGAGCUAGGCUUUACUUGACCUUAUGAAUGAAUGUAUGAGGGGUAGGCCUUCUCAGCCCUUGCACCGUGACCUACAGUGGUCUGUGCUGGUCUUCUGUUCAACAUGUCUCACAUGCAGUGUCCCAGAUGCUACGUUCCUUUCAGCCUUCAACCCUCAUUUACAGCACAUUAACAGCAAAUGAGAUUGACAAUAAAGAAAUUUCAAAUUGUUACCGUUGACGAUUUUCAAAAUGUCUGCCAUUAGUGUGCAAACAUGAUCUACAAUGCUAGCAAUGAGAUGCAAAAAUGUG
Messenger RNA from Cryptotermes secundus, 2464 nucleotides. Its product is annotated as venom protease. Gene Ontology annotation, molecular function: serine-type endopeptidase activity. Lineage: Eukaryota; Metazoa; Arthropoda; Insecta; Blattodea; Kalotermitidae. The transcript is spliced from 8 exons. The record is from RefSeq and is a predicted model, not a curated record. Gene Ontology annotation, biological process: proteolysis. The coding region runs from base 88 to 1215 and encodes 375 amino acids.